AAAUGAUUGAUGCUUCUUAGGGUUCUAGAAACGACGCCAUUAUCAAUGAUUUUGAUGAUCAGGAAGCGAAUAGAAUAUAAAACCCAAACCAGUCCCAGAAGACGAACAUUUCACUUUCUGAGAAAAAUCAAGAGAGAAUCGAGACUCCAAGUUGUUUUUAUAGGAACAAGCAAGUGGAAUAAGAGAAAUAAUCUAUCAAAUUUCAGAUCGAUCAAAUGAUUAAUCAUCUCAAUUAGAUGAAAACAAUGUGCGAAAGGAAAAUCGAAAAAAGUUUUCAACUCUCAAAACCAUUACAACGAAACAUGGUGUACACGUUCAAAUUUAAUAUAGUUAUCUGAAUAAGUUCACAUUUAUUCGCAUCCAAUAGCUAAUUACUCAACUGAAUUCUUUCAAAACCCAAACCCUUCCAAAUAAUCUAUUAGAAUGUAAGGUUUAUUAUUCUACAUCAGUAUACGAUUUGCUUGAAGUGAAAAUGGGGCAGUUUUACCAACAAUACUAGAAUCUGUACUUUGAUAUCAAGAUGUUUAUUGAAAGAAGCAAAUUCUACUUAAACGAAGAUAACGAAAGAGACAUUAAACUCAUAUCACAGAUUAUUAAUAAUUGA
Molecule: messenger RNA, 604 nt
Organism: Paramecium octaurelia
Lineage: Eukaryota; Ciliophora; Oligohymenophorea; Peniculida; Parameciidae
Source: the annotation of a GenBank genome assembly